This is a messenger RNA of Crotalus tigris (Tiger rattlesnake), 669 nucleotides long. RefSeq lists its product as uncharacterized. The record is from RefSeq and is a predicted model, not a curated record. The transcript is spliced from 3 exons. NCBI's taxonomy places the organism in Eukaryota, Metazoa, Chordata, Lepidosauria, Squamata, Viperidae. The coding region runs from base 2 to 619 and encodes 205 amino acids.
CAUGGCUGCAGCCCCGGCAGAGCAGCAGAACCAAGCAGGCAAGGCAGGCAGGCAAAGCAGGCGCCGGGCGCUGGAUCUUCCGCCCGCCUCGGGGGGGUCUCUGCUGGCGAAGCGGCGCGGCGCUCCCCGAAGUCGCUGUCAGCUGCUUACAUGGUCCGGCCAGCAGGACAUCGCCGGGUCAGAGACGCCUUCCGGCCGAUCAAAAAAAAAAAAAAAAAAAAAUUCUCCCUUCUCUGGCGGAGCUUUUCCUGGGCCGGCCGGGGCGGCUCUUCUGCCCGCAGCACGAGCAGCUGCGCUGGGAGAAGGCAGAGCCCGCUCCGGUCCAAUCAGUGCAGCCCGCCCUGGGCCCCCCACCCAGGUUUUUUUUUCCCUGCCGGGCCACGCCCCCCGUCCCUCCUUUGGGGCUGAAAGGGACCACCCACCUCUGCGAAAGUUCGCCCGGGGAAGCGCGUGGCUGUUUCUCUGCCCACCUUUCUCGUGUAAAGUUUCCUACGGUAUUACCGCGUCAGAAGCAGGGCUAAAAGCAAAGCAGUUUAUCUUCAGAAGCUUUGUGCAACAACCAGCAAAGCUGCUGAUGUCUCCUGAAAAUUUGCAGAACAGACAUCGUAUAAAUCAGUGAUGGUGAACCUUUUAGAGACUGAGUGCCCAAACUGCAACCCAAAACCCACU